Schistosoma bovis is the source of this 4212-nucleotide messenger RNA. Lineage: Eukaryota; Metazoa; Platyhelminthes; Trematoda; Strigeidida; Schistosomatidae. The record is from the annotation of a GenBank genome assembly.
GGUAGGUACAGUGCGCGACUAUCGACUUGUGGACGUCUCUUCACUAUGCUUGGCAGCUGUUUUUCGACUAUCACUAAUCUAUAAUCCUCUUAUAUCACUUGUACAAAACUAGUGUAAAUAUGGACAUUAGAAGGAGGACAACCUAUUUGUCUCGAGGCGCUGAUGGUCGUCCGUCGCACAACUACAGUUCGUUUUUUCAAUCUGCACAGAAAAAAUAUUGCAAUGCAGAUCCUGAAAGUGGUAUUCGUCUCGUUGGACCAAUGUUUGAACUAACUGCUUGUGUAGAGCUUAAAGGAGAUGAGGAAGAUUUUGAAACGAUGUAUCCGGAUACAUCACUUUCAUUCGGCCCAACUAUUUGUUCAUUUGGCCUGAAGUAUAACGAUCAUAAUUACGCCCUUCCUUCAGGAUUAACUCCCCCCUCAAUGGCACCCCAUUUAAUGGAUCUUCAAGUGCCGAAAAAUAAAUUUUCAGAUACAAAGCUGAACAAUCUCUGCUCGAAAAAUUUGUUUGCCCAAAAGUCAGGCUGUAAAUUAGGGGCUGAAGAUAAUGGGCAAAAACAUAAUAUUGAUAAGCGUUUCGAUAGGCAAAGUUCACUUACUUUUAAACGCUCCACACUCGAAGGGAAUGGUAUGUACAGCAGUGAUGGUAAAAAGCACUCUAGUGGGAUAUGGUAUUCUAAAUCCAUAGAUCUCGACGACAAAUCGUUGGCGGAUAGUGAUUCGAAGGAUCAGUAUAUACCUUCACGAUUUGGCUCACAAAUUUCCAAUUAUGAACAAAUGGAGUUACGGUGUGAACCUGAGUUGAAGGUCAUUGAAGUGCCCGAAGAACUUGCUGUUUCACCUUCUCAGUUAAGUGAUUUGGAUAGUGACACAUCAGAAGUGGAUUAUAUUGCAAAGAUCGUUAUUCCUUCUUCCGAUGGCUCAUAUAUUCAGCCGGCUGUUGAUAACGCUUGGGUCGGUAAUAAUGUAUGGGCUGAUGUCCGCUGUGUAUGUGGUCACUCUCAACCUAAAUCCGGACUUAUACGAUGUCCCAAAUGCAGUACUUGUCAACAUGUACAGUGUAUGGAGUCAUAUUACAAUGUUACUAUGCCUCGAUUGAGUGAUGGAUAUACCUGCAAUGUAUGUGGAAAUGAAAAUACUGAAUUUCAAGGUACAUCUAACCAAUCAUCGGACACAACAACAAAUGCCAAUGCAAACAAGGAUUGUGUUGCUCUAAAUGAUGAUACUACGAAUUUUAUUGAUGCUGCUAAUAAUUCGUCAAUAAAAUUGACUCAAUCUUCUGAUGGGAACAUUGGAGCUCAGUAUGUAGAAGUUGCUGCUGAUAGAGCGAAAAGAUUGGGUCUUUUGUCGAAUAACUGCAAACUGGAUGCUGAUGGUUCUACGUUUUCUGGGUCUUGGUCUGGUCACUCUGUUGUAAAAGAACAUGAUACUACUGGACGUUCUGGUUGGUCAUCCGUGAAUUGGGAAAAAUUGAACGAAAUUUCUCGUUCUGGUCGCAGGCAUCAUGGUGAUACAGAUGUCAAUUUGAGAAUGCCAUCUCCUCCAAGAGCAUCUAAGCGGAAGCAAGACCUAACUUCUACAUCGUAUAAUGACACAGAAGUUGCCACAGCCGAUUCGUCUUCUGAACAAAAUUCCAACACUACCGUUAUUUUACCAAAUAGUGGUGAUGAGUCAUCUUCUGUAGAUGUAACACCUUCGAGCACACCGUCAAAUACUCCAAUGAAACCAGGGACUUUACCACUCACUCCUGUCACUCCCACAAGUACACCUGGUGGCACGCUUACACCUGGUUCUGGAUACAGUAGUUCUUCAGGUGUAGAAGGCAGUCCACGUCGUCACAGACUAGGUAUUGAUCGUUCAACUAAUAAAGUCAGAAGAGUUCUGUUUUCCGAUGGCUCCAAUUCAACGAAGCGUCGUUUUGACGCUCGAACUAAUCCUCUUGGUGCAGCUUGGGCUAAGGACUAUCAGGAAGCUGAAAAUAAUGUUUAUACGAAAGCUCUGCUCGAACGUAUACAGAGUAGAAUAUCUGCUAGCGUCGAGCGAAAUCAUAAAAUCCCCCCGGCAUGCUUAACUCGGAGUUCGCUUUGUCGAGUUGUCCUUUUUGAUCAUAAUGAUAAGGGCUUAGAAGCAUCAAUCAGAUUAGCACCGAAUGAAGUUGUGACUGAAGUUCGAGGUCAUUUCUUACUGAUGGAAGAAUAUGAACACUAUGUAGAUCCUGUUUCCGACUAUAAUCGUUACGUUAUGUUUUAUCGUGGGUUUGGCGAUCGGACGAUUGUCAUUGACUCUAGUCAAUAUGGAAAUAGUGCACGAUUUGUUCGACGUUCAUGUAUUCCAAAUUGUAGACUCGAGCAUUACGUUGUUCAAAAUAAACUUAAAAUUGUAAUUCGUACGUCUGUUGAAGUAAUGCCUGGAACUGAGUUAACCAUACCUUUUGACUUGGACUACCGGGCGUGUCGUUAUCCUUUGGAUUGUGCUUGUGCAAGAUCUCGUUGUCCCGUUCUAAAGUGGCGACGAAAAUUGCUUCGAAAUAAAGUGGUGCCCAACUUGGAUUAUAGUAAAUAUAUUGAAUCACAGCUCAGAGUGUGAGUUUUGUUUCCAAAUGUUAGUAAAAUUAAGCUGUAAAUUUUGAUGAUAUAUUAAUUGUUCAUUUGUCAAUUUUUUCGAUGCACUGUUGUAUCCGAGUAUUUACAUUAGUUGUUAGUAAAAUAAAAGGAAUACUAACAUUAAUCACCCACUAUUUGAACAAGGUACUGUGUUCGUAACAUAUUAUGUGCAUUGAUUGAGGCUUUUCUGGAAAUAACCUGAAAUUAAAAAUAAUUACGUUGCUGAUUUUUAAAAAAUAUACCACAUUUAAAGAAAAUUGGAGCGUUUCUACAUCGAUAUUUGACCGUCAUUUUUACUGCUUUUGAUUUCCAACGAAAUUUUUUAAAAUUGUGUAAUGCAUAAGUAAUAUUACAUUUACUGCUCUUAGCUUUUAUGACUCACUUUUUUAAAUUUAUGUUGUAGACUUUCCAAACCUUUAUCUCAAGAAAGUCCGACAAAUAGAUCUUUUGAUUCCAGUAGUUUAACAGCAUCUCCAUUAGUAAAAACAUCUGCCACUUCAAAUAGUACUAUGAAUCAACCUAUCGGUUUAUCACCUAAUGUUAAUUACAAUUUGUAUAAUAUAAAAUCAUCACCUGGUACUUUUCGUAGAGAGGUUGAACUACCUAUCCAUGACUGUGAUUCUUUGAUUGCUGAAAAAACAAAUCAGAGUGAUUUAGAUUUAAAUACAACUGAACAUUUAGACAGUUCUGUUUCCUUGAACUGUGCAUCGUCUUCUACGAUUAUAAAUCAAAGGGAAAGUAGUGAACAGGUUAAUUCAGAUCUUAUCAAUUCCGAGAAUAAGAAUGUUGCCGAAUCUGAUUUCGUAACUGACGAAAAUCAAAUUCCUGAAACUUCUCAACCUGUAGAUAUAUCAGCUGAAAGCAAUUCAAGAACAUCUUCAACGAAGAUUAAAGAUUCUUCAUUUCGGAAAAAUCAAAAUACGAGUGAAGAAAAACUGCCUUUUGAACCUAUCAUUACUACAAGAAGACAGGCUGCAGCUUUGAAAAAUAUCUUAAGAUAGUGGAUGUUCGAAUCUUUCACCACUAGCAAGGUAAUUUACUUUUCUAACUUGAAAACAUUUCCACUUUUUUUAAAACAUACUACUGUUCUGGUAGAGCUAUUGGGUCAUGAUAAUAAUGACGUAAAACUUAUUUCAGUUAGCCAGAUAACUUUUUGUUUUGCUAAUAUUUUUAUUUCUUUUCUUUGUAUAUUGUCAUUCAACAAUUUUUAUGUGUUUUUUUUCUUUGUCCAUAUUUAGUUUAGUGUAAACUAACUUGUGUUUUCUUUCUGUUUGCGUAAUUGGAUUAUUUCCUUUCCUGUUCCCCGCUUUCAAAUAACGAUGAUGAUAAUGAUGUUAUAGUGUGAUUUUCCUCUCCACUUUGUACAUGCUUUAUUACCUUUUACAUUGUUGAUUUCGUCAUGUUUUGUAAAUGACGUGUCUGUAUUCUAUUACUUGGUUCUGUGUAUACUCUGUCAUUAUUAUUUGCCAGUAAAGUAAUGAGAGAAAUUCGCAUAAAAUGUAACAUAUCAAAAAGGAAUAUUUCCGAAGUAAUCUAGAGCUCUAAUUAUUGCGAUUGUAUUAUUUUCUUUUACUCAAAAAUAUAUAACGCUGAAAAUGCCUUCUCCAUAU